Molecule: messenger RNA, 3795 nt
Organism: Knipowitschia caucasica
Lineage: Eukaryota; Metazoa; Chordata; Actinopteri; Gobiiformes; Gobiidae
Source: the annotation of a GenBank genome assembly
AUGAGACGUCAUAGAGUCACGACAAGCAGACGUCAUAGAGUCACAACAAGCAGACAGUCACAACAAGCAGACGUCAUAGAGUCACAACAAGCAGACGUCAUAGAGUCACAACAAGCAGACGUCAUAGAGUCACAACAAGCAGACAUCAUAGAGUCACCACAAGCAGACGUCAUAGAGUCACAACAAGCAGACGUCAUAGAGUCACAACAAGCAGACGUCAUAGAGUCACAACAAGCAGACGUCAUAGAGUCACAACAAGCAGACAUCAUAGAGUCACAACAAGCAGACGUCAUAGAGUCACAACAAGCAGACAUCAUAGAGUCACAACAAGCAGACAUCAUAGAGUCACAACAAGCAGACAUCAUAGAGUCACAACAAGCAGACGUCAUAGAGUCACAACAAGCAGACGUCAUAGAGUCACAACAAGCAGACGUCAUAGAGUCACAACAAGCAGACAUCAUAGAGUCACCACAAGCAGACGUCAUAGAGUCACCACAAGCAGACGUCAUAGAGUCACAACAAGCAGACGUCAUAGAGUCACAACAAGCAGACGUCAUAGAGUCACAACAAGCAGACGUCAUAGAGUCACAACAAGCAGACGUCAUAGAGUCACAACAAGCAGACAUCAUAGAGUCACAACAAGCAGACGUCAUAGAGUCACAACAAGCAGACAUCAUAGAGUCACAACAAGCAGACAUCAUAGAGUCACAACAAACAGACAUCAUAGAGUCACAACAAGCAGACGUCAUAGAGUCACAACAAGCAGACGUCAUAGAGUCACAACAAGCAGACGUCAUAGAGUCACAACAAGCAGACGUCAUAGAGUCACAACAAGCAGACAUCAUAGAGUCACAACAAGCAGACGUCAUAGAGUCACAACAAGCAGACGUCAUAGAGUCACAACAAGCAGACGUCAUAGAGUCACAACAAGCAGACAUCAUAGAGUCACAACAAGCAGACAUCAUAGAGUCACAACAAGCAGACGUCAUAGAGUCACAACAAGCAGACAUCAUAGAGUCACAACAAGCAGACGUCAUAGAGUCACAACAAGCAGACAUCAUAGAGUCACAACAAGCAGACGUCAUAGAGUCACAACAAGCAGACGUCAUAGAGUCACAACAAGCAGACGUCAUAGAGUCACAACAAGCAGACAUCAUAGAGUCACAACAAGCAGACGUCAUAGAGUCACAACAAGCAGACAUCAUAGAGUCACAACAAGCAGACAUCAUAGAGUCACAACAAGCAGACAUCAUAGAGUCACAACAAGCAGACGUCAUAGAGUCACAACAAGCAGACGUCAUAGAGUCACAACAAGCAGACGUCAUAGAGUCACAACAAGCAGACAUCAUAGAGUCACCACAAGCAGACGUCAUAGAGUCACAACAAGCAGACGUCAUAGAGUCACAACAAGCAAACGUCAUAGAGUCACAACAAGCAGACGUCAUAGAGUCACAACAAGCAGACGUCAUAGAGUCACAACAAGCAGACGUCAUAGAGUCACAACAAGCAGACAUCAUAGAGUCACAACAAGCAGACGUCAUAGAGUCACAACAAGCAGACAUCAUAGAGUCACAACAAGCAGACGUCAUAGAGUCACAACAAGCAGACAUCAUAGAGUCACAACAAGCAGACAUCAUAGAGUCACAACAAGCAGACGUCAUAGAGUCACAACAAGCAGACGUCAUAGAGUCACAACAAGCAGACGUCAUAGAGUCACAACAAGCAGACAUCAUAGAGUCACAACAAGCAGACAUCAUAGAGUCACAACAAGCAGACGUCAUAGAGUCACAACAAGCAGACGUCAUAGAGUCACAACAAGCAGACGUCAUAGAGUCACAACAAGCAGACAUCAUAGAGUCACAACAAGCAGACGUCAUAGAGUCACAACAAGCAGACGUCAUAGAGUCACAACAAGCAGACGUCAUAGAGUCACAACAAGCAGACGUCAUAGAGUCACAACAAGCAGACAUCAUAGAGUCACAACAAGCAGACGUCAUAGAGUCACAACAAGCAGACGUCAUAGAGUCACAACAAGCAGACGUCAUAGAGUCACAACAAGCAGACAUCAUAGAGUCACAAAAAGCAGACAUCAUAGAGUCACAACAAGCAGACGUCAUAGAGUCACAACAAGCAGACGUCAUAGAGUCACAACAAGCAGACAUCAUAGAGUCACAACAAGCAGACGUCUUAGAGUCACAACAAGCAGACGUCAUAGAGUCACAACAAGCAGACGUCAUAGAGUCACAACAAGCAGACAUCAUAGAGUCACAACAAGCAGACGUCAUAGAGUCACAACAAGCAGACGUCAUAGAGUCACAACAAGCAGACAUCAUAGAGUCACAACAAGCAGACAUCAUAGAGUCACAACAAGCAGACAUCAUAGAGUCACAACAAGCAGACGUCAUAGAGUCACAACAAGCAGACGUCAUAGAGUCACAACAAGCAGACGUCAUAGAGUCACAACAAGCAGACAUCAUAGAGUCACCACAAGCAGACGUCAUAGAGUCACAACAAGCAGACGUCAUAGAGUCACAACAAGCAGACGUCAUAGAGUCACAACAAGCAGACGUCAUAGAGUCACAACAAGCAGACGUCAUAGAGUCACAACAAGCAGACGUCAUAGAGUCACAACAAGCAGACAUCAUAGAGUCACAACAAGCAGACAUCAUAGAGUCACAACAAGCAGACAUCAUAGAGUCACAACAAGCAGACAUCAUAGAGUCACAACAAGCAGACUCACAACAAGCAGACAUCAUAGAGUCACAACAAGCAGACGUCAUAGAGUCACAACAAGCAGACGUCAUAGAGUCACAACAAGCAGACGUCAUAGAGUCACAACAAGCAGACAUCAUAGAGUCACAACAAGCAGACAUCAUAGAGUCACAACAAGCAGACGUCAUAGAGUCACAACAAGCAGACGUCAUAGAGUCACAACAAGCAGACGUCAUAGAGUCACAACAAGCAGACAUCAUAGAGUCACAACAAGCAGACAUCAUAGAGUCACAACAAGCAGACGUCAUAGAGUCACAACAAGCAGACGUCAUAGAGUCACAACAAGCAGACGUCAUAGAGUCACAACAAGCAGACAUCAUAGAGUCACAACAAGCAGACGUCUUAGAGUCACAACAAGCAGACGUCAUAGAGUCACAACAAGCAGACGUCAUAGAGUCACAACAAGCAGACAUCAUAGAGUCACAACAAGCAGACGUCAUAGAGUCACAACAAGCAGACAUCAUAGAGUCACAACAAGCAGACAUCAUAGAGUCACAACAAGCAGACAUCAUAGAGUCACAACAAGCAGACGUCAUAGAGUCACAACAAGCAGACGUCAUAGAGUCACAACAAGCAGACGUCAUAGAGUCACAACAAGCAGACAUCAUAGAGUCACCACAAGCAGACGUCAUAGAGUCACAACAAGCAGACGUCAUAGAGUCACAACAAGCAGACGUCAUAGAGUCACAACAAGCAGACGUCAUAGAGUCACAACAAGCAGACGUCAUAGAGUCACAACAAGCAGACAUCAUAGAGUCACAACAAGCAGACAUCAUAGAGUCACAACAAGCAGACAUCAUAGAGUCACAACAAGCAGACAUCAUAGAGUCACAACAAGCAGACGUCAUAGAGUCACAACAAGCAGACGUCAUAGAGUCACAACAAGCAGACGUCAUAGAGUCACAACAAGCAGACGUCAUAGAGUCACAACAAGCAGACAUCAUAGAGUCACAACAAGCAGACGUCAUAGAGUCACAACAAGCAGACAUCAUAGAGUCACAACAAGCAGUAAACUAUGUAUGA